This is a messenger RNA of Mytilus trossulus (common blue mussel), 914 nucleotides long. RefSeq lists its product as uncharacterized. The transcript has 3 exons. Lineage: Eukaryota; Metazoa; Mollusca; Bivalvia; Mytilida; Mytilidae. The coding region runs from base 111 to 896 and encodes 261 amino acids. The record is from RefSeq and is a predicted model, not a curated record.
GGUCAAGACAUAGUAAUAAAUUGAUAGUCAAGAUUGCCGCCUUAUCAGGAAAUUUAAGUUUGUUGGUACUGUCUGGUUGAAAUACCAUUGAUUUGAUUCGUGCUUCCAUCAUGGUAUUGGUGGUAUCCGGUUCCUUGUGUUUACUUGUGCUAAACAUCAUCAUCCUCGCCGGAGCCUCACACAAGAAAGGAGUCGGAAUUGCAUGGAGCCCGCAGUACCACUGUACAGAUGAAGCCACCUUUACUAACACUCAUUGGUGGUACGACUGGCGACAGUCACCAGAAAGGAUGCACUUUUUUAAUCACUGUCCAGUAAACACUCGAGCAGGGUAUGUACCGAUGGUUAACGGCAGACAUUUUGAAAAAGGGAUCAAUAUUUCUUCGCAAGCUCAGUAUCUUCUUGGUUUUAAUGAGCCUGACCACCAUGACCAGUCGAAUCUUACAGUAGCGCAGGCUGUCGUCAUGUGGAGGGAAUUGGAAAAGCAUGCAUCGGGGAAAAUUUUAGUUAGUCCAGCAGUAACCAAUCUUAACUGGUUGCAACAUUUUUUACAUCAAUGUCAUAACUGCAGAGUUGACCACGUGGCAGUCCAUAUUUAUAGAUGUGAUGCACACCAAAUUAUGACAAAACUUAAGCAAACAUGGGAUAAGUUCCACAAACCAAUAUGGCUUACUGAGUUCGCUUGUCCUCAUACCACAUCGGUUAAUGACCAGCUUCGGUUUAUGAGAGAGGUACUUCCGCUUUUGGAGUCUGCGCCGUAUGUAUUCCGUUACGCAUGGUUUGUCAGUAGAUGGUUGCACCACAAUGAUGGUAAUUGGGUAGAUAGUUCAGCAAGUUUGAUGAAGGAAAACUCUGCAGAACUUUCCACACUUGGAAAUUAUUACAACAAUUUUAUGUAAUAAAAUUAUAGUAUAUUA